AUGUCUCUUAAGAGAAGAUCCUCGGAAAAAACAGCACCUGCACUUCCUAAACGGAGAAGAACCUACCAAGCUUGCAUCAGCUGCAGAUCAAGGAAGGUGAAAUGUGAUCUGGGUCCAGUUGAUAACCCCCACGACCCACCGUGUGCACGUUGCAAAAGGGAGCUAAAAAAAUGUAUUUUUAGUUCUAAUAAAGGUGCUACGAAUGGCCCAUCCCCUAACAUGAUUGAUACAAUAUGCCAGACAUCUUUAGGUGAGAGUAAGCAAGAGAUACGGAAUGGCUCAACGAGCCCGAUUCCAUCAGAUAUUCCUUUGUCAAGAAAAGGGACCAAUAAUGAAACAUCUUUCAAAUCAGAAGGGGUGAAGUGGAAGCUUGAACUUUCCUCCAUGCAGAACGCUUUAGAGUUUUUAGCCCAAGCUGCUGGUACUGUAGCAAAAGAAGGAGCAAAGGAAAUCAUAAAGGACAAGUCUGCAACACCGAAACCGCUCGAAAGCUCUUUACAUCCACCAAGUAAAUCUGCCACGGACGAAGGGUUGAAACGACUUUCAAAAAGUGAGAGUGCUGCUUCUGCUACUAACACACCUUACGAAAAUACGACAGCUAUGCUUACUUUCACGCUGAAUGCGAAUAGGAAAACGUCGCAAUUAGUAGAAGAAAUUAGUAGAGUCAGACCCAUACCCACCCGGAAAAUAGAUGACUUCGAAUACAUCGGUCCAGAUAGCUUGCUCACAAAAGAGGAGGCGAUUGAACUCAUAGAGGCAUUUUUUCUCACGAUGCAUCCGUUUUUCCCCAAUAUCCCACUACAAUUGCAUACUCCUGAAGAAUUGGCAGAAUAUCCAAUUUUAUUUUGUGCAAUUUUGACUGUUUCUGCUCGCUAUCAUCCAUUCAAUACUUUAGGAUUGGAUAAUGGGGAAGAUGGGAUGAGGCACAUUGAAGUUCACGAUAAAUUAUGGGUAUAUUGCCAGAAACUUAUAUCUCAAACAAUUUGGGCAGAAGCUAGUACUAGGUCAAUUGGUACCGUGCUUGCUUUCAUAAUUUUCACCGAAUGGAACCCAAGAAGUAUCCAUUAUAAGUGGUCAGACUAUGCAAAUGAUCCAGAGUUAAACAAUGUUAAUGCUAGAGGAAGUAAGAAUAUUAACACGAGAAAGGACGAAGAAGGAUUGACUGGUGUCGGCGCCAUCCGUAGAAGCGACCGGAUGUCAUGGAUGCUGACUGGGUCUGCAGUAAGACUGGCGCAAGAUAUGGGGUUCAUUGAAAAUAGCUCAAAAAUAUUCAUUGUUACUCAUAUAUCUGAGACUACAAGUGCCAUGAAUAUGAACCAAAGGUCUUUAUUGGCGGAAUCAUUCAGCGUUUUAAACUUAAAUUUAGGGAAGUUUGAAAACGAUGGAAAUGAAAACAAUGAGGAUUAUCUUGGGAACGAAAAAUUUUAUCUGGAUGAGAUUUUGCCUGAUAAUGAAAGCAGAGAAAGGUGGAGAAGAAUUUUCGAAAGCUCAGAAAAUGAUAAUGACAACGAGAAAUAUUUGUUAACAGAUUGGGAAAGGGAGUUUUUGAACGAUGAAUACGUUUUAUAUUACUCUAAUAAAAAGGACGAUACUAACUUGGCACAAAACCAUACGCCACCAUUUCCGUUAAGAUUCUCGUUCGCCCAAAGAGCAAAAAUAGAGAUAAUUCGAAUCCUAUCCAUAGCAUAUGAGACAAUUUACUGCGAGAAGAAUAAGAGAAAAUUGGCAACAACUGACCAGAGACACAACCUGUCCGUUCUAAGUGUUUUUUCUCCCUUGAUAGAGGGCUGGCUUAGCAACUACAGAGAAGUUCUUGUACCUCUUUCUGAUGUUCCUUUCUCACUAGCAGAUAGGAAAAAUAAAAAACAAAUGCUUGAUAACAUCGAUAGAAUAAAUGGUGAAAGUAUUAUCACAGAUUUCAAUUAUUGUCAGCUUUACAUCUUUUCCCUUGCGCUACAAGUAGAUGGGAAAACAAGCAGAUUGAAUAUGAAUGAAAUUGUGACAAGCGCGAGGUAUGUAGAAUUAGCUUACAGAUCUGCAAAAGAAAUAUUGGGUUCUGCCAAGCGAGUUUCACGACAAGGAAUGCUAAAGUACAUGCCCGUAAGAUGGGUAAUACGGAUAAUUAGAUCCAUCGCGUUCAUAGUGAAAUGCUACCUAACACUUACUGGCAGUGAACUUGCAACAAAUCCAGAUGCCAGAAACAUCUUAAAGUUGAGUGCGAUAUCGGUUGAUGAAACGUUCGAUAUCAUUCGCGACACUGCAGUUACCUUGAAAGAAGCCACGCCAGAUGAGUUACAUCUUUGUCAAAGGUAUGCAGCCAUAUUAAUGUACUUAUGCACAGAAAUGAAACUUCGAAAAAAAUCCUACUUAGAUCGACCACCCUUAUUAAGAAGUGGCACGACUUCCCUAGAAGGCAAUUGUGAAUCAUCACUGGAGGGAGUGGAGUUCGCUAAGAAGCCCACAUUUUCUAAACGUAUGGGAUGCAAUAAAACUGAGAGUAAUUUUGAACCCUCAGAAAGGCCUGUCACAGAGGAAAUUGAUAGCAAUUUUAAUAAUCCAAAUAAUAUAUCUUCUAAAGCUAUUGUUUAUCCCUACGUUGAACAAAAUAAUGAUAUAACAGCAGCGUUACUAAACAAUGAGCUUUUCCAAGGCCCAUCACUAUCUGAAGAAGUCACAGAUUGGUUCGGUGCUAGUGAAGAUAUCGGGCUGGAAUUUGUAGAGCCAUGGACAGAACUUAUUGAACAACGGUACAUGCAAUGCGGAGAUGGCGAUAACAAUAACUUUGAGAAUUUAUACAAUUUAUUUGUGAAUAGUUAUGACAUCGAUAAUGAUACUGAUAACUCAAGGCCGAUAACACGUAAAUAA
Saccharomyces paradoxus is the source of this 2865-nucleotide messenger RNA. It is a transcript of the gene ARO80, whose product is annotated as Aro80p. Gene Ontology annotation, cellular component: nucleus. The coding region runs from base 1 to 2865 and encodes 954 amino acids. Gene Ontology annotation, biological process: aromatic amino acid catabolic process; positive regulation of transcription by RNA polymerase II. The record is from RefSeq and is a predicted model, not a curated record. NCBI's taxonomy places the organism in Eukaryota, Fungi, Ascomycota, Saccharomycetes, Saccharomycetales, Saccharomycetaceae. The transcript has a single exon. Gene Ontology annotation, molecular function: DNA-binding transcription factor activity, RNA polymerase II-specific; zinc ion binding.